Nannospalax galili (Upper Galilee mountains blind mole rat) is the source of this 2969-nucleotide messenger RNA. RefSeq names its product heat shock protein 90 alpha family class A member 1 (gene Hsp90aa1). The record is from RefSeq and is a predicted model, not a curated record. Gene Ontology annotation, cellular component: perinuclear region of cytoplasm; nucleus; cytosol. The transcript is spliced from 11 exons. Gene Ontology annotation, biological process: cellular response to heat; protein stabilization; protein folding. The coding region runs from base 160 to 2361 and encodes 733 amino acids. Lineage: Eukaryota; Metazoa; Chordata; Mammalia; Rodentia; Spalacidae. Gene Ontology annotation, molecular function: ATP-dependent protein folding chaperone; ATP binding; ATP hydrolysis activity.
GGGUUCUUCCGGAAGGUUCCGGAGGCUUCUGGAAAAGGCGCCGCGCGCGCGCUGGGCGUGCCCGCGUCUAUAUAAAGCGGGCGCGGGGGGUCGGCGCGGCAGUUGCUUCGGCGUCGCGGUUGCUGCUCGUUGCGGAGAGUCUGUGGUCACCCAGCCAAGAUGCCUGAGGAAACGCAGACCCAGGACCAGCCGAUGGAGGAGGAGGAGGUGGAGACCUUCGCCUUCCAGGCGGAGAUAGCCCAGCUGAUGUCGCUGAUCAUUAAUACCUUCUAUUCGAACAAAGAGAUCUUCCUGCGGGAGCUCAUCUCCAACUCGUCCGACGCUCUGGAUAAGAUCAGGUACGAGAGCCUGACGGACCCCAGCAAGCUCGACUCCGGGAAGGAGCUGCAUAUCAAUCUCAUUCCCAACAAGCAGGAGCGAACCCUCACGAUAGUGGAUACGGGGAUCGGAAUGACCAAGGCCGAUCUGAUCAAUAACCUGGGCACCAUUGCCAAGUCCGGGACCAAAGCCUUCAUGGAGGCUCUGCAGGCCGGGGCCGAUAUCUCCAUGAUUGGCCAGUUCGGCGUCGGGUUUUACUCGGCGUACCUAGUGGCUGAGAAAGUGACGGUGAUUACCAAGCAUAAUGAUGACGAACAGUACGCCUGGGAGUCCUCGGCUGGGGGCUCCUUCACCGUGCGCACCGACGCGGGGGAACCUAUGGGUCGCGGAACAAAGGUUAUCUUACAUCUGAAAGAAGACCAAACGGAGUACCUGGAGGAUAGGAGAAUAAAGGAAAUUGUGAAGAAGCAUUCUCAGUUUAUUGGCUAUCCCAUUACACUCUUUGUGGAGAAGGAACGAGAUAAAGAAGUCAGUGAUGAUGAGGCGGAAGAAAAGGAGGACAAAGAGGAAGAGAAGGAGAAGGAAGAGAAGGAAUCCGAAGACAAGCCCGAGAUAGAGGAUGUGGGUUCCGAUGAGGAAGAGGAGGAGAAGAAGGAUGGGGACAAGAAGAAGAAGAAGAAGAUCAAGGAGAAGUACAUUGACCAAGAAGAGCUCAACAAAACAAAGCCUAUCUGGACCAGAAACCCUGACGACAUCACUAAUGAGGAGUACGGGGAGUUCUACAAGAGCUUGACCAACGACUGGGAGGAGCACCUGGCAGUGAAGCAUUUUUCAGUUGAAGGACAGUUGGAAUUCCGAGCUCUUCUUUUUGUCCCAAGACGUGCUCCUUUUGAUCUGUUUGAAAACAGAAAGAAAAAGAACAACAUCAAGCUUUAUGUUCGCAGAGUCUUCAUCAUGGAUAACUGUGAGGAGUUAAUCCCAGAGUAUCUGAAUUUCAUUAGAGGUGUGGUGGAUUCUGAGGACCUCCCUCUAAAUAUUUCCCGUGAAAUGUUGCAGCAAAGCAAAAUUUUGAAAGUCAUCAGAAAGAAUUUGGUCAAAAAAUGCUUAGAACUGUUCACUGAACUGGCAGAAGAUAAAGAGAACUAUAAGAAGUUUUAUGAGCAGUUCUCAAAAAACAUAAAGCUUGGAAUUCAUGAAGACUCUCAAAACCGAAAAAAGCUCUCAGAGCUGCUCCGCUACUACACCUCUGCUUCUGGGGAUGAGAUGGUUUCUCUCAAGGACUACUGCACCAGAAUGAAGGAAAACCAGAAACACAUCUAUUUUAUCACAGGUGAGACCAAGGACCAAGUGGCUAACUCUGCCUUCGUGGAACGGCUCCGAAAGCAUGGCUUGGAGGUGAUUUACAUGAUUGAGCCCAUUGACGAAUACUGUGUUCAACAGCUGAAGGAAUUUGAGGGCAAAACUUUAGUGUCAGUCACCAAAGAGGGCUUGGAACUUCCAGAAGACGAAGAAGAAAAGAAGAAACAGGAAGAGAAGAAGACAAAGUUUGAAAACCUCUGCAAAAUUAUGAAAGACAUCUUGGAAAAAAAGGUUGAAAAGGUGGUUGUGUCAAACAGAUUGGUGACAUCCCCUUGCUGUAUUGUCACAAGUACAUACGGGUGGACGGCUAACAUGGAAAGAAUCAUGAAAGCUCAAGCGCUAAGAGACAACUCCACAAUGGGCUACAUGGCAGCAAAGAAGCACCUGGAGAUCAACCCCGACCACUCCAUUAUCGAGACCCUAAGGCAAAAGGCAGAGGCCGACAAGAAUGACAAGUCUGUGAAGGACCUGGUCAUCUUGCUGUACGAAACUGCACUCCUGUCUUCUGGCUUCAGUCUGGAAGAUCCCCAGACACAUGCUAACAGGAUCUACAGGAUGAUCAAACUCGGUCUAGGUAUUGACGAGGACGAUCCCACUGCUGACGAGACCAGUGCUGCUGUGACUGAAGAAAUGCCGCCCCUUGAAGGAGAUGACGACACCUCCCGAAUGGAAGAAGUGGACUGAGCUGCACCACAUGUCAACACUUACCUUCAUUCCUUCUGAUAAUGUAUUUUCCAGGAUUUUUUGUUUAUUUUUGUUAACAUUGAAGAACCUCUGUGGCAUGAUAACUUAAGGGGAAGAUAGAUUUCCUUCUACCUUGAAGUGAUACUGUGAUCCCUUAGGCAUAAGUGAAGCUAGCCAUGCUUUUUCCAGUUUCACCUUGGCUUACUUUAACAAGUUAGUUUGUUGUAGGGUGUAAUGUGACCUACUGUGGUCUGAAGUGUUUAGCUAUCAAGCUGGAUUCCUUAGUAGACCAAAGUCAUUUGUCACUAAAGUGUUCUGAGAUACUUCAUGUUUAAAAGAAAUUUGUUCUAAUGACUUGAGUUUCCUCUUCUAGAAUUUCUCCAAGGUCUCCAUCCCCUGUAGUUACUCUGCAUGUACUAGUCCUAGAAAUAAGUAUGUAAGCAGAAACAGCUUGAUGGGAGGAAUCCCCCACAUGGCUUGUUUUCCAAAGUGUGAGAACAAAACCCCAAGCUUCCCUAGGUCUUGUAAUUCAUUGAGGCUUGUGAAUAAGGGGGUUGGAGCGCUCAAGUCAUGUUCUUCAAAGGUAAAUACAGUCAAGAAAAAGAAAA